Amoebophrya sp. A120 is the source of this 159-nucleotide messenger RNA. Lineage: Eukaryota; Dinophyceae; Syndiniales; Amoebophryaceae. The record is from the annotation of a GenBank genome assembly.
GACAGAAGAAGAAGUUAUUUUGUACGAUGCGACAGCAGGGUCCUGGGAACAGGUUGCGCGGAUCGACCUCUUUCCGUCAAACACAGGGUCUGCCGUGGAAAUGCCUGCUGAAGAUGAAAGCACUGAAAACACCUACCGAAACAUGGAAGCAAGUAGACC